AUUAAAUGUCAGGACAUGGCCCAGGUGGGGUUAUUUCCCAUCUACUAUCAUGAAAAAACUGCGACUCCGCGUACUCGUACUGCGCGCGACCCGCAACCCCGUGCACGAGUUUGGGUUGCGACCGGAAGUGAUCCGAUUCCAGACCCGUUCCAGGAGGCCCGAAAGAAUCGGGGUAUUUCUAUGGAAGAGAUGUCAGGAGAAAGUGUGGUGAGCUCGGCUGUGCCGGCAGCUACAACACGGACCACCUCUUUUAAGGGGUCCAGUCCUAGCUCCAAGUAUGUCAAGCUGAAUGUUGGGGGAGCGCUAUACUACACCACCAUGCAGACCCUGACCAAGCAGGACACCAUGUUAAAGGCAAUGUUUAGCGGCCGUAUGGAGGUCCUCACUGAUAGCGAAGGUUGGAUUCUGAUUGACAGGUGUGGAAAGCACUUUGGGACCAUUCUGAACUACUUGAGGGACGGCGUCGUCCCGCUACCUGAGAGCCGGAGGGAGACAGAGGAGUUGUUGGCAGAGGCAAAAUAUUAUUUGGUGCAGGGGCUGGUCGACGAAUGUCAGGCAGCUUUACAGAACAAAGAUGCAUAUGCACCAUUUUGUAAAGUUCCAUUAGUGACAUCAUCCAAAGAGGAACAGAGACUGAUUGCCACCGCCAAUAAGCCUACAGUCAAACUGCUGUACAAUAGGAGUAACAAUAAAUAUUCUUAUACAAGCAACUCUGAUGACAACAUGUUGAAGAACAUUGAGCUGUUUGACAAGCUGUCCCUGAGGUUCAACGGUCGAGUGCUCUUCAUCAAGGACGUGAUUGGCGAUGAAAUCUGUUGCUGGUCCUUUUAUGGCCAGGGCAGAAAGAUCGCAGAGGUGUGCUGCACCUCAAUAGUCUACGCUACUGAGAAGAAGCAAACCAAGGUUGAGUUCCCAGAGGCUCGGAUUUAUGAAGAGACUCUCAACAUCCUGCUCUAUGAGUCUCAAGAUGGACGUGGGCCAGACAAUGCACUCCUGGAGGCCACUGGGGGCGCUGCAGGUCGAUCUCACCACAUCGAUGAGGACGAAGAAAGGGAGCGUAUCGAAAGAGUGCGAAGGAUUCACAUAAAGCGCCCUGAUGACCGCACUCACCACCACCAGUGACCCUAAAGUAUACCCUCUUUUCAGUGCCUUAAAAACCACCAGCGCUUCAUUACACCUCUGUAUUUGCACACUGACACGUCAGUUACGAGUUAGAUACUGCAACGACUCUGCUUUCAUAUAAAAGGUGAUACUCAAAGAUUAACUGGUAUUUAGUAUCUUCAUAGGUCACUUGGAAGUAUGAAUAUAGUGUAUAGGGCAUCCAUAUGUAUGGCAAUUGUCGGGCAUUGAUUUUUAACAUCAUUUGUUAACUUUUACAGACCUCAUUGAAAGAUAUGAUAGCGAUUUUAAUGUGAACUAAAGCAACCCUAUGAAUACUUUCACUGCAUUGACAUUCCCUUAACAUUUGCCCUAUUUGCCAUUUCUAAAGCAGUUUCCAAUGAAUAUAUCAAGUUGACUUUUACGUUUGUCAUUUACAUAUAGAUUUGCAACUAUUUUAUCAUAUCAUAGCUGCAGAACAAAGUGUCCCAUGUUUGUGUUAUGUUGUGAUUACCGUUUGAGUUUUGUAGCUUUUGAAUUCAUCCCUUUUUUAUUGCUGUUGUCGCUUUAAAUUGAAGUGUUGGAGCCAGAAAUUCGCAGUGCUGUUGUGUCUUACUGAGAUAUUCUGCUGCAAGCUACAGGACGUUUGGCGAUUUUGAACAAGUCAAAAUGUUCUGACGGUCCAUUAGUUCGGUGAAGGAGUAAGAGGUCAUUAUCUUUGCCUUAUGAGGUUAUUUUCAGAGGUCUUUUAAAGUAGAUGAUAUGAAUUGUGGCCAAUAGAGGGCAGUAUAGUGUUAUAGUGUCAAUGAGACACUUCAAGACUAGUCAAAACUAGUACUUUAUCAAAAUCAUACUUUUUCUAACUCUAUUAGUUAUAUCUAGUAAGAUCACACCGGGUUUUAGUAUUACAAAUCUUUUCGUACCGCAGUUUUAAAUUUUGUCAAACUAAUUAGGCCUCUGGGUUUGGUAAAGACAUUGAGAUGUAGUGAGAUGUAUUCAGAUGUAAGUGCGUAAUUGAGUAACAGACACCAUGUACGGUUAUGUACUUGCCAGAACUCUCUUCCGCUGCAGCGUGUAGCAUCACAGAUCAUUUGUGCUCUCUAGUUUUAUUAAAAGUGUAUUAAAAAACUGUAAUACUGUAGAGAAGUUUGUACAGACGUGAACAUAAAAAUGUUUUACAUACAAAUUAUUUAUACACGUUAUCACAAAUAAAGAUUUCUACAACCUUUGUAGACCAAAGUA
Molecule: messenger RNA, 2340 nt
Organism: Triplophysa dalaica
Lineage: Eukaryota; Metazoa; Chordata; Actinopteri; Cypriniformes; Nemacheilidae
Gene: kctd10
Product: potassium channel tetramerization domain containing 10
Exons: 7
Coding region: 16-1122 (368 amino acids)
Biological process (GO): proteasome-mediated ubiquitin-dependent protein catabolic process; protein homooligomerization; protein ubiquitination
Cellular component (GO): Cul3-RING ubiquitin ligase complex
Molecular function (GO): protein binding; ubiquitin-protein transferase activity
Source: RefSeq, a predicted model, not a curated record